UGAUAAUUGUAUAUAAGUUUAUUCUCUUUAUUCUUUGUUUUAAUUGCUUUUUAUUAAUAAACGAUCGGAAGGAAAAGAGAAACAAACAAACAAAAAAAAAGAUUGCGAUAGUGAAGUCUUUAAAACAAUGCAGCAAAGCGUGAAAAAAAAUCUACGGCAUAUUAAUUUUAUGGUAAUUUAUUUUUUAGGUGAUAAUGAAAUUUUUUGAAAUUAGUCGAAAUUAUUAAGAAGAGGGAGGGGAGCGUGAGGGAAUGGGCAACUAAAAGAUAUACAGUAAUUGCAACAGCUGUUCAAAAAAAGAAAACAACAAUGUAUUCAUUUUAAAUGUGAAGAAAGGGGUGGAAAUAACGAGGAAAAUUUACCAAUUUAGAAGAAGCAGGCAAAACAAAGCAGUAUAUGAAAAAAAGCACAAAGCAUUAAAGGAAGUGAAAAUAGAAGGUGUUAGAGAAAAUUAAGAGAAAGAGCGUGAGAGAAAAAAUAUUACAGUAUCUAAUUGAAUAGAUCUAAUUACAAAUGAUUUUUUUCUCUCCUUAGAGCUCUGUUAUUUGCAAUGUCAACACAAACCUCCAAAGUCAAAUGUUGAAGAGCCUCUGUCCUGUGACUUCCAAAGUAUAUAUUUGUUAUGUCUGUGAAGCAAUUUUUUUUCUGUUUUGAAGAAGAAGUAAAACAAGAGCAUAAAAUGAGCAUUAGAAAUUCUUCUAUAAGUCACGUUGAUUUUGCACAAAUAUUUCUCAUAUUUGUAUUGCUAUUUGUAAAGGGAUUUUUAUCCAAACAGAAAAAGAAGGAGAAUGCUGUCUUUUAUUUGAUGCGUCACAUUUUCUAUUGUCCACUUUCUCCUGAGUGACCAUUUUCCUUUCACAAAAGGAACUAUACUUAUAGUAAUAACAAGAGAGAAAAAUUUAGAGGGAAAAUUAGCAGCGAUAGAAGCGAUGGAGAGAAACAUGUGAAAGAAAUCUGUAAAGCAGAAAAAUAUAGCCAAUAUACAUUUAAAGAAGAAGAAGAAAAAAGAUGAAAACAAAGUAAUUGGGAGAAAAUUGAUAAAUGAAUGAAGAAAUUUAGGUAAAACUAAUAAUAAAAUUAUAUUUGUGUGUAAAUACAUAAUUCUAUUAUAAAUAAAUAUAUACAUAACAUAAUGGCAACAAAAGGUGGAUUUAAAAUAUUAAAUUAAUUAUAGAAUAAAAAGAACAGUAAAAAGGACAGACAGAAGAAUAUUGAGAAAUAGUCAUUAAAGCAGCAAAAAUCAGUUUCAACUUUAGAGAAUGAAUUGAAAAAGAAAAAAAAACACAGUUUAGUGAAAUGGAACAAUGUUUAUUUGAUGGAACGCAAAGUGAAGAAAAUGUAACACAACACAAUGACGAAGAAAAGGAGUGUAAACAGUUUUAUUAAUAAAUAUAUAAAUAUAUAUUGAUUGUGAUAGUGGCAUAUAAACAUAAUUAAUACAUAAUUCUUUUUUUUUAAAUUAGUAAUGGAAAUGGAAAAGUUUUAAAUAUGAGCGACCAUAGAAAAUUUUCAUUCAUGCUUUAUUUGUAUAUUUAUACGUUGUAAAGUGAAGAUGUUUUUAUUUUAUAUAUUUUGCAAGUUUUUACAGCAAACCAUCCAUACAAAAAUUUACAUUAUUGAAUGAAUUUUUGACGUUAUACUGUAUGACUUUCUUUUUAGUUUGGUACAAAUGUAAAAAAAAGAAGAAACUUGUUUGGGUGUUUUUACAGUUUUAAAUGCAAGUGCAUAAAUUUGACAUGAGACAGCAUAAAAGAAUUUAUCUUUGUAGGGAGAAGGAAAUUUAGAGGGAAAUCAUUGCGAAAUUACCUGCAGCAAAUCGUGAGAGUGUUCAGAAAUUAUCGCACAAGUUCAUAAGUUUGUCUUCUCUGAUUGCUUGUCAGUGAUUCCAGUAGCAAAAGAAAGUUUUAAGACAGCAAAUUUUCGAAGCCGUCAAAUCAUUUGAAGAAUCAAAAAUUUUAUCAUGACAUAUUUGUAAUUGCUUUUAAAAAUAGAACAACAAAAUUAUGCACAGAUUCCAUGCAUUUUCUAAAUUUUCUUCUCUCUUAGAGUGUCUUUUUCCGAUGUGAAAAAAGGAAAUUGUUGACAAAGACGAGUGUCAGACGAAAGUUGUUUUUUGUUUUGUUAAAGGUUUUUUUUUAUCUCUCUUUUUGAAUUUGUAGAAUGAAUUUUACAUCUACUAGAUCCACAAUGUUAAAUAAAAUAUUGAUUUUUUAUGCGUAUCAAAUAUAUUUCUUCAUUGGAAAAUGUGUUAGAGAAUCUCUGAAUGUUAUAUAGAAAAUCAGCCAGAAAAAUAUAAAUGUAUAUUUAAAGAAGUCCUUCAAAGUGAUCUUCAAACUGUGCGCAUAAGAAAUUGUUGGAAAAAAAAUAUAUAGAGCAAGAGGAAUUAUUUAAUGAGAAAACUUUCAAUGCAAUUUUUAAUGUCUAUGCAGAAUAGAGAAAUAAAAAAAAUAAUAGAAGAUAUGUUAAAGAGAAUUAAACGUGUGGAAGAUCACUUGAGGAUGCCAGUAGAUAACGUUGCUAAGAGACAAAGAAAGACAUGAAAUAUACUUCUUAAAAAUAAGUCCACUUCUCGAAAAUUGAAAUACAACCACAUACAUUUAUUUUUAAUAAACAGUGAAAAACUGAAAUUGCACACGAGUCUUGAGAUACAAUUAAAGAGAAUCACAUUUGUUUUCUCACCUCAUAACAUUUUUGAAGGAGUAGAGAAAAGAGGAUCAUAAAUAGCAUAUUUUUGAACGAAGCCCUUGCUAAUCUUUACACAAUUUUCACUGAAGGAAGAAAGGAAAUAACAUAAAGAACAUUCUGUUGUUUAAAACAUUAAGGAAGGUGGGAAAUUAGUUUUAAAAGAAGAAAAUAUAGAGAGUAAAAGAAAAUGAAUUAUCGAACGACUAAAUGUAAAUUAUACCUUGUAGUGAGAAAGUGAGACAAAAUGAGGGAAUGGCACAUAUAUUUCAGAGCUAAUUUAUUUUCUACUAUGAAUAAAGGGAGGAGGAAAAAAAAAUGGUGGGUGAAGAAAAAAACUAUUGAGGAGGAAAAUAUCAAUUUUUAUCCCAUGAGAUAAAGUGCAGGAGAAGAUGAUGAAAAAAAAUGAGAGACAAUGCUAAAGAAUGAACAGAGAAAACUCAUAACAUUUCACACAGAGCUUUUAAUUCCUACUAAUGCAAUUUCUAACACAUCCAUAAUAACUGUAUUGUAUAAAAAAAAGAGAAGGAAUAUUGUGAGAAGAAAUAGCAUAAAAUUAAAUAAAGAAAAUUAUAGAACAUUUUUUGUCUCUUUGUUUCAUGAACGAUGAGAACAAUCACAAAGAAAAUGCGUUUUUAAUUGCAUAAGAGAAAAAGAAAAGAGAAUUAAGAGUAAAAAUCCAUUGACUUUUUAACAAUGAGACAUUGGUUUUGAAUGAAAAUAAUAAAAAAAACGAAAGUUUCCAAUACAAUUUAAGGAAGAAGAAAAUGAUAAUGUUUCUGAUUUUACCUCUCAUUACCAGAGAAAAUGAAGAAAAAAAACAUUGAAAAUGUGGCGCAGUGAGAAAAAAUAUUUGGAUGACGAAUAACUGCAGAUGUAGAAAUGCAAAUAAAGAAAAAAAGAACAUUGGUAAAGAUUUUUUCCUUUGAACCAGAUUUUAGUCAGACACACAGUCAAAAUGAGAAGAUGAUGAAUAAACAGAUUUCUGGUAAUAAUAAAAGAAUUAUAUAAUUAUUAAAAGAAAAAUAUUAUUGUAAUAAUCUUAGAGAAAAUGUAUUUAAAAUAAAAACAAAAAAUAUUUAUAUUAAAAGCUCUUUGACAUUUCAUUUGAUCGGAUAAACGUCGCUGCAAACUUCUAGAAGAGAUUUGUUUUUUUUUUUAAGUCAAACACGUAAAUCUUCCCUUCUAGUGCGAUGAAUAAAGUGAUGAAUUUACUAUUAGCGAUUACGAAAAAAGUGAAUAAUAUUGUGAGAUAAAAUAUUACAGAUAAUAUUUUUAUCUGCAGCACUGCUUUCUCCACUUUAUCGACUUUAUCGCAUUAACUCAGCUGAUUGUUUCGGGCUGAGUGGAUUUUUCUGCUUUUGAACUACUGAUAGAGUGUCGCGAUAUGAGGUGAAAUCAUCAAUAUUCCAGCGCUCUUCUAAUUCAUUCAAAAACAUUUCGCGCGCUGUGAGCUUUUUCCGGAAGGCGCACACUUCUCAGUGUUUCCGCCAGAGGCGCGGCGCGCAGUGCUGUCAAAGUGAUAAAGGAACUUUUUGUCUGCUGGUGUUUUUCAGUGAAAUUGUUGAAUUUGGUCGUGAUCAAAGUGCUGCUGAGUGUCUUAUCAAGGUGGACCGAUUAAAUGUGGUGGAAAUGAACAACCUCUCAUCGCCGGAGGAUGAAAACAGCUGCUGCGAGAGCGACAGUCAGCUGGUGCGCAAAGGCAAGCGUCGGGGGCGCUUGCAGCGCGACCCGUCCGGGAGCACGUCCAGCAGUGGCGUGGAAAAUGUGCCCGGCGUGCCGCUGGUGAGUGUGGACGGGGGCCACAUCGAGCGCCCCGUGGGCUCCACGCCAAUGGCGUCGUACAACGAGGAGCGGAUGCGGCGGAAGCUGCAGUUCUUCUUCAUGAACCCCAUCGAGAAGUGGCAGGCGCGGAGGCGCUUCCCCUACAAGUUCUUCGUGCAGGUGGUCAAGAUACUCCUCGUGACGAUCCAGCUGUGCCUCUUCGCACAUUCCAGGUACAAUCAUAUCAACUACACGUGGGACAACCGCGUGACGUUCUCGCAUCUCUUCCUCAACGGCUGGGACGAGUCCAGGGAAGUGGAAUCUUAUCCGCCGAGCGUCGGACCGCUCGCGCUGUACGUGCAGAGUGACUUCUUCCAGACGAUCGACUACGCUAUCGAGGGCUACCAGAACCUGAGCCAGGCCAUCGGGCCCUACUCCUAUCCCAAUGAGGACAACACGAUGGCGCCGAUGCACCUGUGCCUGUAUCGCUACAAGGAGGGCACAAUCUUCGGCUUCAACGAGAGCUACAUCUUCAACUCGGAGAUCGACACGCUGUGCCUGAAUCUCACGGGCAACGUCACGGACAUCGGCAGCGAAGCGUAUCUGGCGAGCAAGGAUGUCGUGGUGAGCUUCUCGGCGCUGGUAAAGGCCACGCUGGAGAUGUCCGUGAAGACGGUGAACUUCAAGGCGGCGGGCCCCAUUGCGCCGCCUGAUUGUUAUCAAUUCAACAUCCAGAUUUUGUUCGACAAUCGCGAUCACGACGGCCAGAUGCUCCUGUCGCUGGACGCCGAGCCGAUCAGGCUCAACUGCAAGGGCAACAUUGAGUACACGACGGAGUCGAACAUCGACGACACGCUGCGCAGCAUCCUCAACAUGCUCGUCAUCGUGAUCUGCAUCACGUCGUUCGCGCUGUGCACGCGAGCUGUGUACAGGGCGCAAUUGCUGCGCGUGGCCACCGUGCAGUUCUUCCGCACGCACUUCGGCACAGAGCUGAGCUGGGAGGGGCGCAUGGAGUUCCUCAACAUGUGGUACAUCAUGAUCAUCUGCAACGACGUGCUGCUGAUCAUCGGCUCGGCGCUCAAAGAGCAGAUUCAGCGGCGACACUUCGUUGCCGACGAGUGGAACACGUGUUCAGUGCUUCUGGGCAUCGGCAAUCUGCUCGUGUGGUUUGGCGUGCUGCGCUACUUGGGCUUCUUCAAGACCUACAAUGUGGUGAUACUGACGCUUAAGAGGGCGGCGCCCAAGAUCUCACGUUUCCUGCUCUGCGCCCUGCUGAUCUAUGCGGGAUUCACGUUCUGCGGCUGGCUGAUUUUGGGUCCCUAUCACCUCAAGUUCCGCUCGCUGGCCAUCACGUCGGAGUGUCUCUUCUCGCUGAUCAACGGCGAUGACAUGUUUGCCACGUUCACCACGAUGUCGGGCAAAUCGAAUAUGCUGUGGUGGUUCAGUCGCAUCUACUUAUAUUCCUUCAUCAGUCUCUACAUUUACGUGGUGCUGUCGCUCUUCAUUUCCGUCAUCAUGGAUGCAUACGACACGAUCAAGAAGUACUACAAAGAGGGUUUUCCCGUGAGUGAUCUCAAGAUGUUUGUCGGCACGGUGAAUCCGGAGGAGUACAUUGCGGCUGGUGUGACUGAGGAGGACUCUGAGGAGUCCUUCCUGGACGUUGUGUACAGAUUCUUCAAGUGGAGACGACGCAAUGCAGCGUCUGACGGACCAACGGGCUACACAAGCCUCCAUCCGAAGCCCUAACACUUCUUUUGCUGCUAAAAACAUUUAUUUAUCCAAAUUAUCGUCAUUACAGUAUUUCCUAUUCUAAUUUAUCAAUCUUCCCUCUUGUACAACUUCUCCACUCUUCAUCAUCCAUUUUUGUCCUUUAUUUGUACUGUGAUGUUGCUCCUCUGCUGAAUCCAACACUUCUACACUCAGCAGAGAAGCACACUUGCAAUGGUUGAGGGUGAAUUGUAACAAUAAUAUUAAUAAUAACGAAUAGAUAUUGUAAUUUAUAUUUUUCCAUGCUGUUUCGAGAGGGAAGUGAAAAACUGCAUGUGUAAAUAGAUUUAAAAAAAAAUAAUGCGCAUUACAAGGAUAUUAGGAAAAUCACGGAAAAAAUGUAUUUUGUAGUUCGAUGCCUAACAAAUAAAGUGUGUACACAAUUCAUUGUUAA
Messenger RNA from Phlebotomus argentipes, 6607 nucleotides. Its product is annotated as mucolipin-3-like. Gene Ontology annotation, cellular component: plasma membrane; lysosomal membrane. The record is from RefSeq and is a predicted model, not a curated record. Gene Ontology annotation, molecular function: NAADP-sensitive calcium-release channel activity. Lineage: Eukaryota; Metazoa; Arthropoda; Insecta; Diptera; Psychodidae. The coding region runs from base 4315 to 6192 and encodes 625 amino acids. The transcript has 2 exons.